Rhipicephalus microplus (southern cattle tick) is the source of this 2912-nucleotide messenger RNA. RefSeq lists its product as uncharacterized. NCBI's taxonomy places the organism in Eukaryota, Metazoa, Arthropoda, Arachnida, Ixodida, Ixodidae. The record is from RefSeq and is a predicted model, not a curated record. Gene Ontology annotation, biological process: proteolysis. Gene Ontology annotation, molecular function: metallocarboxypeptidase activity; zinc ion binding.
AUACACGCUCGCAGGCUCGUGCGAUUCUUCACUCAGCAUGGCGUUGCGCCAGCCGGCAAAACAACCGCGUGGGUCCCCGACGUCCGAAAAUCUCGCCGGACAUCCAAACCAGUUCUCUCGUACACAGGCUCUUUAAUUUCGUUCUUUUCUGCUUGUUUUGAUCUCCGGCGCCGCGCUGGGCAUCAGGGCUUGCUGGCGUUCGUGCGUUUACGCACUUAGUGCGUCCGUCGGGCCUACUCUAUACAAAGACUCGUUUCUCCUCGAGCUUCGGUUCCGAGCUGGAUGAACUCUUUCCUAAGCCGCAUCUCUCUUUCGUUUAAUCCCUCCGGGCAUCUUCAUGUUCUUCUUCGCCUCCUCUUCUUUUCUUUUUCACCUUUCCACCUUGCUUGCUCCUCGGGCGAGGCAACAGAGCAUUGACCCAGCAUACCGGAACAGCACCACUAGGGCCACCUAGGACACCACCAGAUAACAGGGGUGGUGACCAGGAGCAGGGCGACUCAGAACACAGGAAGAGCAUCGAGCGCACCGGACGUGUCUCCUGGCCGGUAAACCCGGUCCUACAGUGUCAAGGAAACAAGAUGAGAAUCUUCAAGACCCUCCUCACUCUGGCCAUGGUGGUGACGGUGCUAUCGCUUCCGACGCUGCCGGCGCCACUGAAGCCGGAAGGAUCACCAGACCAGCCAGUGCAGCCCGUUGUCCACACAAGUUCUGAUGUCGCUGUCGAACCAAAAUAUUCUGGCGAAUCAAAGCAAGGAGAACGUAUAGAGGGUGUCCGGUCAGUGAGCAACGACCCGUCGCUGACGACCAAAAAACAGAGUGCAAGUGACGGAUCUGCUGUUCAAGCUACGCACCACCUCGACACUCAUGACACAUCCGGUAAGGACGCCGUGGUUCAGCUAAAGAAGGCUGUAAAGCUUCAUAAUGACGAAAGGCCCUCGUUAGAGAAAGACGAGACUAAAAGUGACACGAAGGACACUGUUUCACAUGAAAAGCCUCACGGGGCUCCAGAUGUCAAACUCGGCAGUGAUUCCAGCACUGCCACUCUUUCAGAAGACAAACCACAAGAGCCUGCAAAGCCGUUGCAGGGAACAAUAGAGGAUGUUAGACAUUUCGGAGCUGUGAAUGACGCAGUUGAUUUGCCUAAGGACGUCACCACCCUGUCUGAAGAGAGAAAGACUCGUGUACCCUCUACGCAUAAUGAACACAAAGCUACCGACAAGGUUGAAUUGACGCCAGAUGUACCAAACACUGAGCACACACCAGGACACCCAGAAGUCACAAAUACAGAUGCCCAUGAUACUAGGAAAGAAGAAUACGCCGUUACCGACGAUGGAAAAAAAUCAAGCGAAGCUUCGGCUGCGACUCUACAUGACGUCACUACAGCAAAAGCGGAAACAGAUGGAGACCAUCACGAAGAAUACCACAAAAUUAGCAAACGCGAGGACACUAAGCACGAUUACGAAAAAGACAGUAUAGCUGUUAGUAACUCUGGCAGUCCUAAAACUAAGGCAUCCAAAUCAGAUGUAUCAAAGCCCGCACACAUCAAGAUGGAUGCGCACAAAGCUACGAAGCCACACAUCAAAACUAUACAGGAAACUACUGACGAAAUGAAGCCUGUCGGCUUUAAGAGCUCCAGGGAAAUAGCCAGCCCAGAUGCCCCUGAAAUAAAGGCCAAAGAAGUUGAAGCUGCCCAGCCCAAGCAGUCACCCGACACAGUCGAGACCGUCGUGAGUGAAGAGAACGAGGUUAGCCCAUCGACACAAACGUCACCGGAAACCCCACCGGGAACCCCACCAGCCUCCACAUCUGAGGCUGCCGUUCCAACAUCCGACGCAGAAACUCCUCAGGACAAACCGGCAACGUCGACCACUGACACCGCCAAAAAUGAAACAGCGGCUCCAACGGAAAGCGGUAGUGGCUUUAACCCUUUUGGACCGAUUAGAACUGUCUUUCAGCCCAUCAUUAGCGUUGCAACCGCCGUAAGAGAUCAGAUACGACCAGUAAUCGGAGCUGCUCUCUCACCUGUCUUAGGUCCCCUCAGUCCGGGAAAAGGUGGAGUGGCGCAAAACGAAUCCUCAACUACGAUCACGCAGCCAUCAGAAGGCAGUGCGACGCCUCCAGCUAGCCCCACUAAAUACGAAGAAGCGCAGAACGAAACACAAACUGUUGUUCCGGCUGAAACAGCGUCAGUGACUACUGUUCAAGACAGCGUAGUUCUCGAGGCCAGAACUCACGAGACUGGUGCUGCGACGGACGGCAAAACAGCGACUUUACCAACUCAGGAGGCCAGCCGUAAUGGAUCCCAGACCCCAUUGAGCCCGUUCCCGGUGCCUUUCGACCCGAUUGGCGCGAUCAACAGAUUCACUAAACCGGCAGUGGACGCUGCUACCAAUGUACGUGACCAAGUGCGGCCUAUCUUCGAAGCCGCCGUGGCGCCCAUCGUAGACGCGCUGAACCCGACCAAGGAAACGACAGACGCCAGCACAACGGCCGGUUCUGCUGAUCCGCAGCUCCGGGCAUCCGACGACAUGGCCGAGAGCAUGGCCGAAGAGCCAGCUGAGUUGAACAAGCGUCUCUACACCAAGUAAGGAAAAUAAAGCGGAAAAAAGGAAGAGCACUUCUUUCUUGUGUGUUGAUAAAACAUUUCCAGACGCUAACAGUGACAUUUCGUUUGGCAGUUACAAGCUGUUUUCCGUUUACAUCGGUAAUGACACUGCAACCUUGGAUGUCAUCAGCGCACUGAGAGAAAGUCUGGAGGUGAGUUGUAACUGCUUGUGUACGGGUGAACAAGAACAAACAAACAUAUAGUAUACAUACACCGAUGACGUCGAUGGCUACGCCAAACGUCUCAUCAAUAAAGUGGCCGUGCGUGCCAGUCAGGCCUGGUUAGAAUGCAUUCCACCUGACCUAUA